UUUGAUGGCGGCAAAAGGGUUGACUCAUUCACGGGCUUAUCUUGCCCCACGUGACCUUCAUUUUGCCCGCAUUCGCCGACUCCGGAGUUCAAACUUUUCCCCGAGCCGGUGUGACUCUCAUUAUUCCCCAGAUCUUUAAGUUGUCUUCUUUCUCAAUUGCAUCCUUGGACUCUGGAAGCUUCAGCUUUAAUCUAUAAUCGUCCGCAAUCAUGAAGGGCAGAGUUUGUCUCGCUUACUCCGGCGGUCUCGAUACCAGCACCAUUCUGCGAUGGCUCCUGGACGAGGGCUAUGAGGUUGUCUGCUUCCUCGCCAAUGUUGGUCAGAAGGAGGACUGGGAGUCCGUCCGGGCCAAGGCCAAGCAGAUUGGUGCUUCCAAGAUGGUUAUCCUCGACCUCCGCCGCGAGUUCAUCGAGCAGCUCUGCUACCGUGCCGUGCAGUGCAACGCCCAGUACGAGGGACGAUAUCUGCUUGGAACCAGUCUGGCCCGCCCUGUGAUCGCCCGUGCUCAGAUGCGCGUUGCUCAGGAGGAGGGCUGUGACUAUGUCUCUCACGGCUGCACUGGCAAGGGCAACGACGGUAUCCGUUUCGAGCUGGCUUUCCUUGCCAUUGACCCUAAGAUCAAGAUCAUCGCUCCCUGGAGAAUCAAGGAGUUCUGCGACCGCUUCCAGGGCCGUAGCGAUCUCCUUGACUACGCCGCUGAGAAGAAGAUCCCCGUUACCUCCACCAAGGCCAAGCCCUACAGUAUGGACGAGAACGAGAGCCACUGCAGUUACGAGGCCGGCUCCCUCGAAGAUCCCUCUAUUCCUCCCCCCGACGACAUGUGGAUCAAGACCGUCGACCCUCGCCAGGCUCCUGACGAGCCCACUGACAUUACCAUUUCUUUCGAGAAGGGUAUUCCCGUCAAGCUCGUCGCCCAGGGCAAGGAGAUCACCGACAGUGUCGAGAUCUUCGUUGCUCUCAACGAGAUUGGCCGCGAGAACGGCAUUGGCAGAAUCGACAUUGUCGAGAACCGCUUCAUCGGUCUGAAGAGCCGUGGCUGCUACGAUGCUCCCGCCAUGACCAUCCUCAGACUCGCUCACUUGGACGCCGAGUCCCUCGUCAUGGAUGGCCGUGUUCGCUCGCUCCGUGACCAAUUCGUUACUCACCACUGGUCUGAGCUCCUCUACAACGGUCUCUACUUCUCCCCUGAGCGGGAGUUCAUCGAGAACUCCCUGGUGUUCUGCCAGCGCCGCGUGAACGCCGAUGUCCGUCUCCGCUGCUACAAGGGCAACGUCUACGUCCUCGGACGCAGCUCCAAGACCGAGAAGCUCUACGAUUCCGAGCAGGCCUCCAUGGACACUCUCACUGACUUCAGCCCUCAAGAUACCACCGGUUUCAUCAACGUCAACGCUAUCCGUCUCAAGAAGUACGGACAGCAGAAGGCCGAGGAGGGCAACAGCCUCGCAAAGGCUUAAAAACCUUAAAACGGGAUACUGUCAUUAUGUGCAUGUUAUCUAGCUAUUUAAGGCACGACGUGGAUCUAUAUUCUUCAGGGGCCUGUUCAUUUGUUUCGGUUUUGCAUCAUUGAGG
Molecule: messenger RNA, 1569 nt
Organism: Paecilomyces variotii
Lineage: Eukaryota; Fungi; Ascomycota; Eurotiomycetes; Eurotiales; Thermoascaceae
Product: argininosuccinate synthase
Exons: 5
Coding region: 210-1454 (414 amino acids)
Biological process (GO): urea cycle; L-arginine biosynthetic process
Cellular component (GO): cytoplasm
Molecular function (GO): ATP binding; argininosuccinate synthase activity
Source: RefSeq, a predicted model, not a curated record